Messenger RNA from Eremothecium cymbalariae DBVPG#7215, 747 nucleotides. RefSeq names its product ESCRT-I subunit protein VPS28 (gene VPS28). Lineage: Eukaryota; Fungi; Ascomycota; Saccharomycetes; Saccharomycetales; Saccharomycetaceae. Gene Ontology annotation, cellular component: ESCRT I complex. The coding region runs from base 1 to 747 and encodes 248 amino acids. Gene Ontology annotation, molecular function: protein-containing complex binding. Gene Ontology annotation, biological process: protein transport to vacuole involved in ubiquitin-dependent protein catabolic process via the multivesicular body sorting pathway. The record is from RefSeq and is a predicted model, not a curated record. The transcript has a single exon.
AUGGCAAGCUCCUUUGAUAUGGAUUUCAGAGCACCAGUGAAUUUCUAUAGAUCCGAGGGCAGUACUCGGCCGUUCGAUCCAAAGCUGUUUGAGGAAGUGUUAUUGUUUGAAUCAGGGACAGCGUCACAGCAACGUGAAACAGUUGAAACACUAGCGGAGAUAUAUUCAAUUAUAAUUGCACUCGACCAGGUAGAGAAGUCAUAUUUAAGGGAUGGUAUAAGCAGUCAAGAUUAUACAAAUACUGUAAACAAGCUUCUGGCACAGUAUAAGACCUAUCUAACAAACAGUGAAAAUGUUGAGAAAGAAUUUGGGGAUUUACAAAAAUUUAAAGAGAGAUGGAACUUAAGUGCGUCAAACGCGAUUACAAGGAUUGAAAGAGGAAUUCCUGUCACUGUGGAACAUGGGAUUCAAGAUGUUUCGGGGGCUAGCAAUGGCGCCGCUGCUGUCUCCAAUUCUAGAUUUAGUGCGAAGGCCGUUGCUGAAGCUACAGGUAACUUCAUUACGGUAAUGGACGCUCUCAAGUUGAACUAUAAAGCUAAGGACCAGCUACAUCCAUUGAUGUCGGAAUUAUUAUUAAGCAUCAACAGAGUUAGCGCUCAAGAUUUUGAACAUAGGGCGAAACUAGUGGAAUGGAUUGUUGAGAUCAAUAAAAUGAAGGUAAAUGAACAGAUUAGCGACGAAAAGGUAAGGGAAUUUCUCUUCGAUCUGGACAGUGCUUACAAAGCGUUUUACGCUUUAUUAGGAUAA